CUCCUCCUCUGGAAGUGAAUAUCACUGAAAGGUCGGCACACUCCUUUGAAUGUCUCACAGAGGCAUAUCCAGCUGCGAGCUUUACUUGGACGAGAUCUGACCGGUCGUGGCCUCAGUCCGGGGUCCGAGUUGAUGGUUCAACGCUGCAGUUUCUGAGCAUCACCUCCGAGCUGAACGGCCUCUACCAGUGCGAGGCGUCGAACUCGUAUGGGAGUAAACGUGCUUACCUCCGUGUGCAUUUCACCUCAGGAUCCUGCACUGCCAGUUGGACCCUCUUUGUUCUUCUGCUCGUCCUCGUUGUUGCUGCUGUCUUGUGUUGCUUCUAUAAACGUAUGGAAAUUGCAAGAUUCAUACUACGGGAAGAAGGCGGCACACGAGGCAAGAGGCAAAAGGUUCCAACGACUUCCAGCUCACCUGAAGGCCAUGACAGAGUAGAAGAAGAUCGAAGGGGAAACAGAGGGAGAGCUUUGAAAUCAGUCGAAGCAACAGAAGAGGAUCACAGCUGGACUGAAGGUGAUUUGCAGACUUCCAACACUAUUCAUUCCUGACGCAGCCGUUAGUGAAAAUAGGCAGUAUUCCUGGUGCUUUACAUUUGGUUGAUGUCAUUGACAUUGGUUUUAAAAAUAGCCAAUUUCUCAAUUCAGAUAUUUAAAGUUAUUGUUCCAAAUAUUACAACUGAACAGCUAGUAGUAUUAUCAAAAAAAGAAUGUCAAAAAUGAACCUGAAGGUUAAGAGCUUUUCUGAA
Messenger RNA from Labrus bergylta (ballan wrasse), 745 nucleotides. NCBI's taxonomy places the organism in Eukaryota, Metazoa, Chordata, Actinopteri, Labriformes, Labridae. The record is from RefSeq and is a predicted model, not a curated record.